Molecule: messenger RNA, 2025 nt
Organism: Wyeomyia smithii (pitcher-plant mosquito)
Lineage: Eukaryota; Metazoa; Arthropoda; Insecta; Diptera; Culicidae
Product: calcium-independent phospholipase A2-gamma-like
Exons: 5
Coding region: 311-1750 (479 amino acids)
Biological process (GO): arachidonate metabolic process
Cellular component (GO): membrane
Source: RefSeq, a predicted model, not a curated record
ACACACCACGUUCCUUCGAGUCACGAUAAAUUUUUCGGCGAUUUUCAUCCCCAUUUCACCCACAGCAUUAUGCUUAUCUGCACAGUCAUAAUGUUAAGUUUAAGAGGUGGUGUGAUAUUGAGAUUUAUGUUGUGAACGUUGAAUGUAAAAACCUUCUCGAAAUAAAAACAUGUUGAAUUUCAAGUGUGCUCGCGGAUUAAAAGUCUGAGAAAUAUGUCUAGUUGGAAAGCAAUUGGUUCGUUUGAGUAACUAUUAAGUAACUUUUUACGAAGUGGUUUAGUUGAAUACCAAAAUACUAGUACUGUCCUUUAUGUUGUGUUUCAAUGUUUGGAAUGUACUCUCUGUAUACGCAGGUGGUAGACUGUCAGUAGUGGCUAAUAAAUCACGAAUCUUACCUGUGAAAUCAUGGGGAGGUCCGGAAAUAAUUUCAAAGCAGCAAUGGCGUUCAAAUCAGUCGCAAACUCGACAUGCAUUGAUGGAUUUGCGCCGGAAAGCAAUCCCAGUUGACCGUCAACGACAGGUAUUGUAUGAGCUUGUAGAAAAACUGGACCGCUCGCCACAGGAAAAAAGUUUUGCCAUUCAGGAAGGGGCAAUUGAACUGUUCAAGGAAUAUCUUCACUUAUCCGAUCCGGCUAUUGUAGAACAUGCUCGAUUGGGGCUGGCACUGCUGGGAUAUGUUCCACCCCUUCCAUCCCCUGGAAUUAGAAUACUCAGUAUUGAUGGUGGAGGGAUACGUGGUAUCAUAGUAAUGGAAUUGCUCAGGAAAAUUGAGAAAUUGACUAACAGGAGAAUUUUCGAUUUAUUUGAUAUGGUGUGCGGAGUGUCGACUGGAGCAAUCCUGGUUUGCGCUCUUGCUUCCGAGAAAAAUCUCACCUUGGACGAAGGACUUCACCUGUAUAAGAAAAUGAGCCACAAAAUGUUCCACCGACCGACCACUCUCGACAAACUUACUGGAGCAUCUCGUCUAGUCUCAAGCCAUGCUUAUUAUGACGUAGAGCUGUGGGAAACACUACUCAAACGGCAUAUUGGCCACCGUAGAAUAAUUGACACUUCUAAAUUGCUUCACGUUCCAAAGUUUUGCUGUGUUUCAACUACCAUCUGCGAUGAUUAUAUUGAUGCCCAUGUAUUCCGGAACUACACCUUUCCCCUGAAUGUUCAGUCGGUGUACUCAGGAAGCCAUAGAGCGCGCCUCUGGGAAGUAGUGCGAGCCUCAUCCGCUGCACCAGCUUAUUUCGGCGAUUUCCAACUUGGUGAUCAACUGCACCAGGACGGUGGUAUACUGUACAACAAUCCGACUACGGUGGCGAUUCACGAGGCCAAAUGUUUAUGGCCUGGUGAAAGAAUUCAAUGUGUAGUUUCGUUCGGCACGGGUAGAACCCGAACACGACCAAAGGACUGGAAGGACGGCCAGAAAAUUAUCAGUGAAAAUAUGCUCGAACGGGUAUCGCUCUCCAGCUCCUGGAAAACGAAGUUUCUCAGAAUAUUGGACUCCGCCACCGAUACCGAAGCGACUCACACAAUUCUUAGUGAUUUGUUGCCUGCUGGGCGCUAUUUUCGAUUCAACCCAUAUCUAACUGAGUUUCUUUCGAUGGUCGAGAUUCGCCCGGAGAAGAUCGCUCAGCUGGAGCAAGACACCAUGGAGUAUUUUUUGCGCAACGAGGAUAAGUUCGAGAUGGUAGCAGAUUUGCUCACACAAAAGCGGAAUAUACUUUCGAAGGCGUACGCUUCGAUUCGCACUGCUUUCAGUUGAAUUUACAGAUUUUUUUACCAUAUUUAAAAGUGAUAAAGUUCCAAAGAUGUCGAAAGGUAUUAAGCAAAUACCCGUCCCAGAAAGAGAAAGAGUAUCGUUUAACUCGCGCGAAGAUGAGUUUAUUUAUCAGAAACAUUUUUAUUAUAAUUUUACCGACUGAUUUAUUAACUCGUGCCGAGCUACUGUUUACGAUGUGAUUUAUGUUCACCGGACCACGGGGCACAUUUUACCAGAAGAAAGCAGGAUUACAGGAAUAAACAAACUGUGAAAAACAA